This is a messenger RNA of Drosophila rhopaloa, 6329 nucleotides long. Its product is annotated as receptor-type guanylate cyclase Gyc76C. Gene Ontology annotation, molecular function: protein kinase activity; peptide receptor activity; guanylate cyclase activity. The record is from RefSeq and is a predicted model, not a curated record. Gene Ontology annotation, biological process: protein phosphorylation; intracellular signal transduction; receptor guanylyl cyclase signaling pathway. Lineage: Eukaryota; Metazoa; Arthropoda; Insecta; Diptera; Drosophilidae. The transcript is spliced from 19 exons. Bases 875 to 5425 code for a protein of 1516 amino acids.
CGCCUCAAGUUGCUUUUUCGGAUUGCCAAAGCCGCGUGCGCCCCACUCGGAACACACACACACGCACACAUAGAAAACGAUAUUAUGCAUAUGUAUGUUUAAUAUAUAUUUCUCUGAUUGGAUUGGGGCAAAAACAAAACCCGAAGAGUGCGAAAACCGUGAAAAAAAAGUAAAAAGCCGAGUAGCUUUUCGAAUAAUAUUCUGUGCGAGCAAACGCGAGUAAAUAGCGACCACAACAACAAAAGCACAAAGUGAACAUUCGUUAAACAACCAAAAAGCAAGCCAAUUAGAAAAAUAAACAUAGUGCAAAAAUUCAAUAAAAAACAGCCGAAUAGAAAAGAAAACGCCGAGAUCGUGGAAAAACAAAAAGUUUAUCUAGCUGUAAAUCCGAGCGCCAACGUGGGAGGCAUCUAAGCGAAAACAGCGGAUAAAAAGGCACAGAGAGAGAAGAGCAAAGUGAUCUCUGGCAAAAUCUGAUGACGAAACGAACAUAGCGGCCGUGUGAUCAUUUAGCGUCCUGCUAAUUCAAUUUGAAUCUUCUGUUCUUGGCUUGGAUGUCUGUUUUUAAAAGGCUCCAGUUCAAUGUAAACAUUAAUAAAACCAUUAAAAAGAAAGGACUGAAAUCGAUUAGUAAGACUUUAUGAUUCAGUCUGAUACACGACCCACGUACUUAUAUUCUUCAUCAAAAUUGCCUUCUACAAAAAGCAAAGUUACAAUAAAUCAACAGAAUAUCAACUUUAAAAUCGUCAGAGUUGUUUUUGUUACAACACCAACAAUUGCAGCACAAUAUUACAAAAUAUUCAACAAAAAUAUCGCUGUGAGAAUCUGUUGGGACCCAUAGGCGUCGCGCUGAACGGCCCCGGCCUAAGGGGCCAUGACGCGUUGGCCCUUUAAUCUACUACUCUUGCUGUCGGUGGCGGUACGCGACUGUAGCAAUCAUCGCACCGUCCUCACAGUCGGCUACCUAACGGCACUCACUGGCGAGCUCAAGACGCGCCAGGGACUGGCCAUAUCCGGUGCCCUGACUAUGGCCCUGGAUGAGGUCAACAAAGAUCCCUAUCUGCUGCCAAAUGUGACGCUGGACCUGCGCUGGAAUGACACCAAGGGCGAUACGGUAUUGGCCACCAAAGCCAUUACGGAGAUGAUAUGCGAUGGCAUCGCUACCAUUUUCGGCCCGGAAGGACCUUGCUAUGUGGAGGCCAUCGUCUCGCAGAGUCGAAACAUUCCAAUGAUUUCCUAUAAAUGUGCAGAGUACCGUGCAUCCGCCAUACCGACAUUCGCCCGCACUGAACCGCCAGAUACGCAGGUCGUUAAAUCACUGCUUGCCCUCCUGCGGUAUUAUGCGUGGCAAAAGUUCUCCAUUCUGUACGAGGAUGUGUGGGCUCCGGUGGCAGAUCUUCUCAAAGACCAGGCCACCAAGCGAAAUAUGACUAUAAACCACAAGCAGUCGUUCAUCGAUAAUCGGGCCAAAUGUUGUGAGCUGAUGCUGGACUGCUGUCGCUCAGGGUAUUGGUAUCAGCUAGUGCAGAGUACGAUGAACCGCACUCGGAUCUACGUAUUCCUUGGGACGGCGAAUAGUCUCGUUGAUUUCAUGAGCUCCAUGGAGACCUCGGGUCUGUUUGCUCGAGGCGAGUAUAUGGUGAUCUUUGUUGACAUGAUGGUCUACUCCGAAAGGGAGGCAGAAAAGUACUUGCGCAGAGUGGAUCAAAUAGCUCUUAUGUCGAAUUGCCACAGCACGGAGAACUUCAACCAACUGGCCCGCAGUCUGCUCGUCGUGGCCUCCACUCCCCCAACGAAGGACUACAUACAGUUUACGGAACAAGUGCAAAAAUAUAGCUCGAAACCGCCGUUUAAUUUAUCGAUUCCCAAGCUGUUUGUUGAAAGUAAUUUUAACAAGUUCAUAUCGAUCUAUGCCGCCUACCUGUACGAUUCGGUUAAGCUUUAUGCCUGGGCUGUAGACAAAAUGCUGCGUGAGGAGACACGAGUCCUUACUGAUGAGGUGAUCUUUGAAGUGGCCAGCAACGGAACUCGGGUGAUCGAUACCAUAAUCAAAAACCGUACUUAUAUGAGCAUCACUGGAUCCAAGAUCAAGAUCGAUCAGUAUGGCGACUCGGAAGGUAACUUUUCGGUCCUCGCCUACAAGCCCCACAAGUGGAAUAACUCCAACAACAUACCCUGCAAAUAUCACAUGGUUCCUGUAGCGUACUUUCACCAAGGCGAAGAACUUCCAGAGUACAAGCUGAUCAAUGGCUCAAUAGAUUGGCCAUCAGGCGGUGAGAAGCCCACGGAUGAACCGAUGUGCGGAUUUGCCAACGAACUUUGCCAAAAGGAUGCCACCCACUACACGUCGACCGUUGCCGCCGUGGUUUUGGGCGUGCUGCUCUUUUGCUCCGGUGUGAUUACCAUGAGCAUAUAUCGAAAGUGGAAAAUUGAGUUGGAGAUCGAGGGCUUACUUUGGAAGAUCGAUCCCAACGAUAUCAAGGGUUACUCCGGCAACGAGAUUGUCUCCUCACCCAGCAAAGUCAGUUUGAUGAGUGCCCAGAGCUAUGGUUCCCGCUGGACCAACCAGUUUGUAACCUCCACAGGUCGCCUGCGUGGCGCUGUGGUCCGUAUCAAGGAGCUGAAGUUCCCCCGAAAGCGUGACAUUUCCAGGGAGAUCAUGAAAGAGAUGCGGUUACUGCGCGAACUGAGACACGACAACAUCAAUAGCUUCAUUGGCGCUAGCGUGGAGCCGACGCGCAUCCUUCUAGUCACGGAUUACUGUGCCAAAGGCAGUCUUUACGACAUCAUCGAAAACGAGGACAUCAAACUGGAUGAUCUAUUUAUUGCCUCACUCAUCCACGACCUCAUUAAGGGCAUGAUCUACAUACACAAUUCUCAACUGAUCUAUCAUGGCAACCUUAAGUCCUCCAAUUGCGUGGUCACCUCACGUUGGAUGCUCCAAGUAACUGAUUUCGGACUGCACGAUUUGCGCCAGUGUGCCGAGAACGAGUCCAUCGGGGAGCAUCAGCAUUAUCGAAACCAACUUUGGCGUGCUCCGGAACUGCUGCGGAAUCACAUACACGGCAGCCAGAAGGGCGAUGUCUACGCUUUUGCCAUCAUCAUGUACGAGAUAUUUAGUCGUAAGGGUCCGUUCGGACAAAUCAACUUUGAACCAAAGGAAAUCGUGGACUAUGUCAAGAAGCUACCGCUUAAGGGAGAGGAUCCGUUUCGGCCGGAAGUGGAGUCCAUCAUCGAGGCCGAGUCCUGUCCGGAUUAUGUUUUGGCCUGCAUCAGGGACUGCUGGGCCGAAGACCCCGACGAGCGACCCGAAUUCAGUGUCAUACGCAAUCGAUUGAAAAAGAUGCGCGGCGGUAAGACCAAAAACAUCAUGGACCAAAUGAUGGAAAUGAUGGAGAAGUAUGCCAACAACUUGGAGGACAUUGUCACCGAGCGCACGCGUCUCCUCUGCGAGGAAAAGAUGAAGACGGAGGAUCUGCUGCAUCGAAUGCUGCCACAGUCGGUGGCCGAGAAAUUGACCAUGGGUCAAGGCGUCGAGCCGGUAUCCUAUGAUUUGGUCACCAUCUACUUCAGCGACAUUGUUGGUUUUACUGCAAUGUCGGCGGAGAGCACACCGCUGCAAGUGGUGAACUUUUUGAAUGAUCUCUACACAGUGUUCGAUCGCAUCAUACGCGGCUAUGACGUGUAUAAAGUGGAAACAAUUGGAGAUGCGUACAUGGUUGUCUCGGGUCUGCCCAUAAAAAAUGGGGACCGACAUGCGGGAGAGAUAGCUUCUAUGGCCCUCGAACUGCUUCAAGCGGUGAAGCAGCACCGCAUAGCCCAUCGUCCCAACGAGACGCUGAAGCUGCGCAUCGGGAUGCAUACGGGUCCGGUGGUGGCGGGCGUGGUUGGUCUCACGAUGCCGAGGUACUGCCUCUUUGGCGACACCGUCAACACGGCGUCGCGGAUGGAGAGCAACGGCGAGGCGCUGAAGAUUCACAUUUCCAACAAGUGCAAGUUGGCUCUGGACAAACUGGGCGGUGGCUAUAUCACCGAGAAACGUGGCCUGGUCAACAUGAAGGGCAAGGGCGAGGUGGUCACCUGGUGGCUAACCGGAGCCAAUGAGAAUGCAAUACAGAAGAAGCUCGUGGACAUGAUGGACAUGCCGCCGCCGCUGUUCAGUCGUCCGCGAAAGAGUCCAAAACUAAAUCCCGACUCCCGGCAGCCGAGCAUCCAAGCCAUGCACUUCUGCGGCACCGGAUCAAGACGCCAGAGCACUGUGCCCAGGGCGAUGGACGGGGAGUCCACGUACAGUCUCCAGGGAUCCGUGAGGGAUUCACCGCGCCUGGUCGGCAAACGGGACAGGGAUCGGGAGCGACCUUCCAUCAAUGGUCUGAGCACAGGUCUCUUUGUGGGCGGAGCUCUCCUUGAAUCCUCGCAGGCCUCGCUCAGCACGCUGAAUCAUUCCGAAACAAACGAAACGAACUGUGAUAUGGAUGGGGGAUCGGGAGGAGUGUCAGGAUCGGGAUCUGGACUAGUGCGUCAGCCCAAUGCGCUGCACAAGCCGUUGGCCAUGGUGCGCCCGCACAGGAUUAUUAGUGCUACCCAGUUACCCCAACUGGGAGAUAACGAGGAUGACUCUGCGGACAUGCUGUUGCGGGAGUCUCGCUCCCUGGACCCCAUGCCCAUGCAGCAACUGCGGAAACGACACGAUAGGGUCAAGCUGCCGCCCUCCAAGUUGUCAAAGAACAAUUCGCGAUCGCUAGACACGGGUGUAUCGCUGAUUAGUGGUAAUCCCAGCGGCGAGGUGGAGUCGAGUCAGCUGGAUCUGGAUGACGAGAUGUCCGUUAAUCCGGUGGAUGCCACCGAUGGCUACGACGAUGAGCUGGGCUUGCUGAUGCGCCACGACAACGGUCAGUUGCCCGCUCUCCGCUAUUCAGGCAGUUUUCCCAAUGCCCAGAUCAGCAUUGUUCCUGCAGGAGGAGGACGAGGAGGAGGUAGCAACUGUGCCAAGCACCUGAACAACAACUGCAAUGGCGGAGUGAGCAUCGAGGAUGAUCUAGAGUCGCCGCUGUUGCAACGGCAGGCAUCGCUAUCCGUUCCUCCGGAGGAAAUGCUGGCGCACAACAAGCGCUGGCACUCGCUGGAGCAUAUGGAUGGACCCGGCGGCCAUGGCGGGAAUAGCGUGAGCUAUGCCGCCGACAUUGAUAACCGGCAGCCGGGUGGUUUGGACUUCCUUAGCGGCUCCUCCAGUCAGCACACAGCCAAAACGGCUGGCGGAAGCAAGCUGACCAACUGGAUGUCCAACAUAUUCAAGGGCAAUGGCGUCCGCAGCGGUGAGGCUAGGCGAGUGGGAAUGGCGCCCAGUGGAUUGCAUGGAGCACGCACUGGAUUCACCGACAUGGCGGCGUCGGCAGCAGCCCGGGAUCGUGAGAGUAUAGUGUAGAGAUAAUGAGGAGACAGAGUAGAAACUAAGAGAGGAGGAGCAGGAUGACCAGGAUGAGCUGGAUGAAGAAGGUGGAAAAGUUACUCAGGAACCGUGUCGAGCAGGAAGCGAUCGUCUUUUGGCUUAUUUCUUUGUUUUAUGUAUUGUAGCUUGUAUUGAUUGAACGAUUUGUGUGUCUGUGUUGAAAGUCCUCCACUUAUAAACAUAUACCAGCCUGUUCCAAAAUAUUUAACCACACUGGCAUUGCAGGAUUUUAAAAUGUCCUAUGGAAUUCCAAACUAUUUUUAUUUGAUUCCAAGUGGAAUCCUGCGAUCCCGAAGUCGAACAGCGAGCAGAAGCUGAUGCGAAAAUCAUACAUAGCAUAUAUUUGAUAACUCUACAUACAUACAUAUUAGAGAAGCCGAAAAAACCGUCUAGUCACAAGGUCUUCAGACUAGUUAUUGUUUUAUAUAAAAUACACAUACACACCCACACAUAUAAAUGUACGUUUGUAAAUGUAACACAUACACACACAUAUUUAUACGACGAUGAAGAAUCAAAAACAAAUAUUUUAUGUAAAUGUAAUCGAAAAUUUUUGGCUUCUAUACAAGAUGCGCUGCAGCAAACAAAUUAAGCUUAAAACAGAAACUAGUUAAUUUAUAUAUUUGAAAACAGAAGAAAGUGGAAAAAAUAUAAUGUAUCAAUGUGUUUUGCUAGUACGUAGUUAAGUGCGUGUGAUUGUACGUAAUUUUUAAGUCCCUACAACUAAAAUAAUAAUUUUAAUUAAUUGAUUAUGAAAGAGAAUUGUGAGCAGAGCAAAAGCGAGAAAUGCGCCCGAUGCGUGGUGUUAGCUGUAUGUAUGUAUGUAUAUUUUUAAAAGAAAAUUUGUUAAAUUUGCCAUAUAUAAAUACAAACAACUAUUAUA